AUGCUUCCCGGUCGGCUCUCUCGCCCGGCCCUGGCCGCUGCCGCUGCAGCGCGCUCCGGGGUCCGGGCCAUGAGCGCGACGGCUGCGAUGCAGUCCAAGACGCCCAGCAUGGGCGACGUUGACCCGGCCAAGUCGUCUGUCGAGGCAUUUCACGAGAAGCAGAAGAAUUUUCGAGAGAAGCUUGCCCAGGCACAGAAGGAACAAGGAGCUCGAGCCACCGCCGCCGCCUCUUCGACCGAAACGUCCGGCAAGAAGUCGGGACCGCUGUCCAACCUCAUCUACGGCACAAAGGAGGGCCGUGAGAUGGAGGCGCAGCUCGAGGCUAGCUUCAGCCAGGUUCUCGCCCGCGGCAAAUACGUCCACUCGAUAGUUUUCCACCGCGUCAAGCCUGACAAGGUUGACGAGUACGUCGAUCUCGUCGGCAACUGGUACCCUACCAUUGCCAACCGACCCGAGAAUAAGGUUCAUCUCGUAGGAAGCUGGAGGACAGAGAUUGGCGACUGUGAUACAUUCAUUCACAUUUGGGAGUAUCAGAAGUAUGAGGGAUACCACCAGUCUCGCCAUUCCAUUUGCAACCACCCCGAGUUCGCCGAGCAUAACAGAAAGCUUCACAAGCUCAUCGACUCCAAGAAGAUUGACCUCAUGCAAGAGUUCUCCUUCUGGCCGACGACCCCGCCCAGACAACUUGGUGGUGUCUUUGAGCUUCGAUCCUACACGCUUCACCCUGGCAACCUGCUCGAGUGGGAGACUCACUGGAGACGCGGUCUCAAGGCUCGCCGUGAGGUCAUGGAAGGCGUUGGUGCCUGGUUUGUCCAAAUUGGUGACCUCAACACCGUCCACCACCUCUGGCAGUUUGCCAACUUGGAGGAGCGCCGAGACCGUCGAGAGAAGAGCUGGUCCGUGGAAGGUUGGAGCGACACUGUGCACAAGACUGUGCCUUUGAUCCAAAACAUGCAGUCUCGCGUGCUGAUCCCCAUGCCGUGGUCUCCCGUGGCCUAG
Molecule: messenger RNA, 999 nt
Organism: Akanthomyces muscarius
Lineage: Eukaryota; Fungi; Ascomycota; Sordariomycetes; Hypocreales; Cordycipitaceae
Exons: 3
Coding region: 1-999 (332 amino acids)
Cellular component (GO): mitochondrion
Source: RefSeq, a predicted model, not a curated record